AAAAGGAAAACUGGAACGUGAACGAUUUCGGCCAGUUUUUCAAAUAGUGAAACCGGUACCGGUUCACUGGUUUUUUAUUUUCAUCCGUGAAACAAGACUCGUAAGCACAAAUUGCCACUUAUGGCUUCCAUAUCCGUUGUUGUAUGCCUUCUGCUCAUUUCCUUUGCCGUUGGAAGAGAUCAACAAAAUCAAAGUGGACAUAUAGCCCCCGGAUCUUUACUCUCCCCCAGAUCAGACUCAAGUUCAUGGCUUUCUCCGACAGGCCGAUUUGCAUUUGGGUUCUACCAAAAAGGUAGAUCAGAUCAUGACUUUGCUGUUGGAAUUUGGUUGGUCGGUACUGAAGAGAACAUAACGGUGUGGACGUCAUUUCGUGAUGAUCCGCCGCUCACUUCGAAUGCCUUGCUGAAUUUUAACAAGGAUGGCAAGCUUGUUUUGAUGCUUGAAGGAGUACAACAUAAAUUCAUCACUGAAGCAACAGAUCAGUCCGCUUCCUAUGCCUCCAUGCUCGACUCCGGCAAUUUCGUGCUCUAUGACGACAAGUCCAAUAUCAUUUGGCAGAGUUUCCGUUAUCCUACCGAUACCAUUUUAGGAGGCCAGAGUCUGUUUAGGGGAAAUCAACUAGCCUCGAGUUUAAACAAGACUGACCACUCAACCGGGCGGUUCCUUCUCAUGAUGCAGUAUGAUGGAAACCUUGUUUUAUAUCCGGCAAACACUGAAGACUCCGCAGGAGAUGCUUAUUGGAGCUCAGACACUUACAGUUCUUUCAGUCCCAAUUGGUCUCUUUAUCUCAAUUAUACAGGCCUUCUGUUAAUCAUCAACGGCACCUCUACGUCAGGCAGAGGUAGUUUAAUCCGACGUAUUUAUUCCCCAUCUCCGAGCGGCAACGUCAUCAACAACAGCAAUACCAUCUAUCGCGCAACUCUUGACUAUGAUGGGAUUCUCCGGUUGUAUUCUCACGCCUAUGAUGAAAGUGGCAACCUCAGCGUACAAAAUAAAUUAUGGGAAUCAGCCCUUCCAUGCCAGGUGAACAAUUUUUGUGGCUUAAACAGCUAUUGCAUACUCGAUGACAAUCAACCAAUCUGUGUCUGCCUUCCUGGAACCGAUUUUUUAGAUCCGAAUAAAAGGAAUCUUGGCUGUGAGAGAAACUUCUCUGAAGCAGAGUCAUGUAUAAAUGGGAAAGAACGCACAGAGUUUUAUAGUAUGAAAACCAUUGAGAAUAUGAGGUGGGGAGAUCGUUCUUAUGUUCAUGAACCACCAAUGUCAAAGGAAGAAUGCAGGAAAUCUUGCUUGGAAGACUGCAAUUGUGGGGCCGCACUGAUCGCACUGAUCUCCGAGACUAGUGGUUCUUGUAUGAAACAAAAUCUUCCACUGAGAUAUGUAAGAAAAUAUACAGAAAAGGAAUUCGGGGGGCUCACGGCAUUCUUUAAGGUAGGGAUGAAAAGCAUUAAGAGCGGCAAGCAAUCUGGUCUUCAUCCAAACAAGCCGAGGAUAGUCGUGCCCAAAAGCGCAAUAGUGCAGAUUAUUCUUGUGACUUCCGCUUUUACUGUAUUUUCAACUGUUUCCCUUGCACUCUCUUGCCUUUUCAUUUUCAAAAUUCGAAUUUUAAAGUACGGAAGGCUGUUAGAGAAUGGAGACUUGGGCCCGGAGGAGAUCAUCACCUUGAGAUUAUUUUCAUAUAAUGAGCUCAAAAGAGUAACACAUGGGUUCAAAGAAGAGAUAGGUAAGGGUUCAUUUGGAUCCGUUUACAAAGGCUCCCUACAGAAAGGUAAAAGACUUGUUGCAGUAAAGAGGCUGGAGAAGUUAAUCGAAGAAGGUGAAAGGGAGUUCCGAGCAGAGAUGCGAGCAAUAGGGAGAACCCGCCAUAAGAACUUGGUUCGCUUGCUGGGUUAUUGUGCUGAGGGUUCUAAAAGGCUCCUGGUUUACGAGUUCAUGAGCAAUGGCUCCCUUGCAGAUCUUCUUUUUAGAUCCCAAAGGCGUCCAGCUUGGACUGAGAGAGUAAGAAUUGCACUGGAUGUUGCUAGAGGGAUCUUCUAUCUACAUGACGAGUGCGGUGGUCCAAUUAUUCAUUGUGAUAUAAAGCCUCAAAACAUCUUAAUGGAUGAGGUUUGGACCGCCAAAAUCUCUGACUUCGGGCUGGCAAAAUUCUUAAUUCCAGAUCAAACGAGGACAUUCACUGGGGCGAGAGGGACAAGAGGAUAUAUAGCGCCAGAAUGGCACAAGAACAUCCCAAUAUCAGUGAGGGUAGAUGUAUACAGUUAUGGGGUAGUUCUCUUGGAAAUCAUAUGUUGCAGAAGGAGCAUAGAACUUGACGUGUCAAACGACGAUGAGAUUCUUCUUUCUACUUGGAUCUAUAAAUGCUUUGUUGCUGGAGAGUUGGAGAAGAUUGUGAAGUGGGAAGAAGUAGAUAAGACCGCCUUGGAGAAUAUGGUUAAGGUGGGCCUUUGGUGUAUUCAAGAUGAACCAGCUCUUCGUCCUUCCAUGAAAAGUGUCGUCUCGAUGUUAGAAGGGAACAUCACUGAUAUAUCUGUUCCUCCAUGUCCAACCGCUGCAUGACAUCCAUGUAAACUUUCGACUAAAACACAAAAGAAUUAUCUGCUUUCUGGUAGUUUUCAUUAAUUUGUGUUAUGUAUUUUCCUCUUUGCAUCAUGGAAGGGAAUAUAUAUCUUCUAUAUAAUAUUCCUCCAUGGUCAGCUGCUACUAAAUCCAUAUAAACUUCUGCCUGCAGCAGCAAAAGUCAUUUCUACUUUCGUGUAGUUAUUAAAACUUGUUAUUUUGUUUCUUGUAAUCUUAUCAGUCGGAACAAUUCUACUCAUUAUACUC
Molecule: messenger RNA, 2820 nt
Organism: Juglans regia (Persian walnut)
Lineage: Eukaryota; Viridiplantae; Streptophyta; Magnoliopsida; Fagales; Juglandaceae
Product: G-type lectin S-receptor-like serine/threonine-protein kinase LECRK1
Exons: 1
Coding region: 121-2553 (810 amino acids)
Biological process (GO): protein phosphorylation
Molecular function (GO): protein serine/threonine kinase activity; ATP binding
Source: RefSeq, a predicted model, not a curated record